Messenger RNA from Melanotaenia boesemani (Boeseman's rainbowfish), 1570 nucleotides. RefSeq lists its product as uncharacterized. The record is from RefSeq and is a predicted model, not a curated record. Gene Ontology annotation, biological process: positive regulation of ERK1 and ERK2 cascade; interleukin-15-mediated signaling pathway; T cell activation. Gene Ontology annotation, molecular function: protein tyrosine kinase binding; MHC class II protein binding. The transcript has 7 exons. NCBI's taxonomy places the organism in Eukaryota, Metazoa, Chordata, Actinopteri, Atheriniformes, Melanotaeniidae. The coding region runs from base 1 to 879 and encodes 292 amino acids. Gene Ontology annotation, cellular component: membrane raft; external side of plasma membrane.
AUGACCUGGAGCUUUAGUAAAAACAAGUUGAAAACAGUAACGCUGUUUGAACAUGGACAGAUUCACAGAGAAGCAGCAGCUAAAUCAGACAGACUGAGUCUUACAGCGAACUGUUCUCUGGUUAUAAAGAAGGUCACAGACGAGGAUGCUGGUCUUUACACCUGCAGACAGUUUGUAUCAGGACAAAAACAAGGACCAGACUCUAUGGUUCAUAUGUCUGUUAUUACCAUAACUGAACAGAAGAACAAAGAUAAAGUCACUUUGUUCUGCUCUGUGUUGGGAUUUGAAAACUGUAGACACACAGUGGAGUGGCUGUAUGAGGGUAAAGAGAAAAUUUACCCUCAUACACCUUCCUGCUCUGCUACUGUGACAUUUACACCAUCUCACCUGAAUCAAGAGUCAGAGCUUAAGAAGUUAUUAAAGUGUAAAGUGACAGAUGUUUACACUAAGAAAAUGCAACUGUUUCCCUUCAUCCCUCAGUCCUCAGGUGAGAAAACAGAUAGAGAAACACCAUCAACAACCACAACGCCGUCAGAGACACAGAAAUCAUCCACUGCUCGUAAAACAUCAACAACACAAACUAAAAGGACAUCUGUGGACAGACAAACACCUACAAACAACAACAAUCCAUCACAACAAGCAGGUUCAUCAUGGCCGUAUGUUGUUGUAUCUUUGGGUUUUGCAGCUUUUUUUUUAACUGUUGUUGUGAUCAUCAAGUGGAAGAAAACUAAAGGAAAUAAAAAGGAACGGGAAGAAAACACUGUUGAUCUUGAUGAUGCUGUCGCCUACUCCACCAUCAGCCACACCAAGAAGACCAAGAAAAAAAGAUGUGUCCCUGACCCUGUGAUCUACAGCAACGUGAGAGUUUUUUCCAACUGAUCUAAACAGCUCCAGUUCUACCAUCAACAAACCAAAGUAUUUUUAAAAAGCUUCACAACUUCUUUGUACAGAAAGGAGCAUCUUUCCCACCUUGAACAGGAAGAGUUAAAAGUGCUCGACCAUGAUACAGACUAGUUGCAGAUUACCAGUUACAGUAUCAGCUGUGUGAGGCAUGAAACUGAGGUGGAGAGUAUGGGAAAGAAGAGAGAAUAUGAAAAACAUAGUGGUUAGUUUACUGUUUCUUUAUGUGAUUGUUUUAUUACCAUGAUUCCUUUUAAUCUUUAACUCUUGUUUAAUCCUCUCUAUCUGCAAAUGAACACAUACUGGUAUCUGUUAAAUCUGAUUUUAUGUAUCUCUGCUAUGCUUUACUGUGAAUAAUGACUCACACAGGACUACAAAUACAUUUACCUGUAUGGUUUGACACCUUUUAAGCCACAUGACUGUUGCCUGUUGAGGUUUUAAUGAUAAAAAAACCAAACAUCUCUGCUGCAGUUGUUCCCACGUUCAUUUAAAGUUAGCAUCUAACACAAACUAACACCUCAUUAACCACUGAUGCUCCACCAUGAUGAGCCCCAUGACAUCAUGCUUUAAUGUUCAGUUAUUUUAACAUAUAAACCUUUGAGUGGUCUAGCACCUCUCUGCUUCAGCCCUACACUCUGUCACCACUUCUAAGCUUUGCAGACCAGCAGCU